This is a messenger RNA of Ostrea edulis (European flat oyster), 1998 nucleotides long. RefSeq lists its product as uncharacterized. The coding region runs from base 223 to 1524 and encodes 433 amino acids. Gene Ontology annotation, molecular function: protein binding. Lineage: Eukaryota; Metazoa; Mollusca; Bivalvia; Ostreida; Ostreidae. The transcript has 7 exons. The record is from RefSeq and is a predicted model, not a curated record.
AAAAUCCCGCGAAGUCGGUAGGUAAACAACUGUGCGAAGUCUGCCAACUAAGGCAACUUCGAUUUUAGACCGUUUUGAUUGUCAUAACUUUAUAAGGUGUUUGUGUAGAUCAGUUUGUUUGUUGAUAGUAUAUCAUUAUUCGAUGUCUCCUCCCUCAGUAUUGUACUCUAUUUUGUUGCUGGUGUCUGGUUUUUGCAGCUCAGGGAAUCAAAGAAAUCAGAAAUGGCAUCAAACUUUCCAAAUGAAGUGCAGGAAAAUAUUUUCAGACAUAUGGAUGCUGAAAAUUUGAUGCGUGCUAAGAAAGUUUGUCGUCGUUGGAAUGAAAUAAUUUUAAACAUGGAACAGAGGGGAAGUCUGUGGUUGGAGUACUGUCUUGGAGAAAUACCUUCAUACACACUGACAGACAUAACAAAACUGCAAGAGCUGUCCGUCGCUUGUAGGGGAAAUAUUUACCACCAUGUGCUGUCUAAGUUAGGCUGGAUUUUCUGGAAGGAGAUAUUUAAAGAAUACAUCAGAACAAGGCGUAUUAAACUGGAUUUGUACGUCAUUACUAAUGUUAGGUACAGCCCACACUGUGGUCAGGUGACAGCCUUGGCUUUUAAUGAUUUACUUUUAUAUAGUGGUUUUGAAAAUGGUGAUGUUUGUCUGUGGAAGAAUAUAGAUGCUAGCCAAAUAAGUACGAAAGUAACAGACUCGAUUCACUGCCCAGUGCAAGCUAUCUACUGUAACUCAAAGGGAACUACUUGCUCUAAACUUCAAGGAAAGCAUCAAAAGACCGAGUCUUUAAUGGUGGUUUAUAAAGAUAAAGUCAAGCUGUACAGGACUGAGAACAAAUCAGCUGGCUUUGGCCUACAGUGGCAGUGGCAGAAGGAGGUACCUAGGAAAUCCUCUGAAUAUCCCCGUGAAUUCUGCUCCGUUCCUGUUGGUAGUGAUGUUUGGUUUGAAUGGUACUCAGGAGGUUAUGUUUAUUCGGUAUCGGAUCAAACCAAGAAGAAAAGAAUGGAAGAUAAUCGGUCGACUCAGAUAACAGCAGCAGAUUCCAGCAAUAGGAAGGUGGUAUAUGGGACGAGGACUGGAGAUGUUUUUUCCUUCAGUCUAACCGACACCUGUGAAUUUGAGAAGUACCUGUCAGACCUCAGUUACCGGGGAAACGUGGGUUCUAGUGUCAGACAGCUGAUCAGUAAAGGAGAAUAUAUUUUAUGUUUAACAGAUGAUUCAGACAUUUUCGUAUCAGAUGGUUCUUCCAUUUUCCAUAAACUUGAUGUUCAUGGGGUGUUUGGCUGCCAUGUUGAAUGUAUAGCUUGGUAUGCAUCAAUUCUAGUCAUAGGAACAAAAUACGGUGCUGUUCGUGUGUAUCAUGUUCCCGGUGAAAAAGACAUUCUCAGUCUGGAAUUGAACAACUGUACAGUGAUUCAACUGAACUGUGAGCAUGUGAAUGCGCUAGCAAUAGGGGAUGAUGGGAGCCGACCCGUGGUUGCUGUGGCAACAGAUGCUUUAGGGGUCAUCCAUAUUAUUCGUUGGUGAUUGUUACAAUGCUAGCUAGUUUUAUGUAGAUGGCUUUUAUUUUUUUCAGAAAUCUUCAGGUGCUGAUUUAUGAUUUGAAUGUGGUUUUAAUUCCGAUAUCACAGUGAUUUUUUGUUUUAUCUCGAUAUCACAGUGAUUUUUUGUUUUAUCUCGAUAUCACAGGGAUUUUUUGUUUCAUCUCGAUAUCACAGGGAUUUUUUGUUUUAUCUCGAUAUCACAGGGAUUUUUUGUUUCAUCUCGAUAUCACAGGGAGUGUUUGUUUUAUCUCGAUAUCACUGUGAUUUUUUGUUUUAUCUCGAUAUCACAGGGAUUUUUUGUUUCAUCUCGAUAUCACAGGGAUUUUUUGUUUUAUUUUUAUACUUUUAUGCAUAUUUCAGGUAAAUCUGUUUGUUUAACAUAAGAUACUAUGUUACAACUGUAUAUGACUGAUUGAUACGAAACCAUAAAAUACUAUUAAAAAUAUUUAUUAUAAAA